Messenger RNA from Silurus meridionalis, 986 nucleotides. It is a transcript of the gene med8, whose product is annotated as mediator complex subunit 8. Gene Ontology annotation, molecular function: transcription coregulator activity; RNA polymerase II cis-regulatory region sequence-specific DNA binding. Lineage: Eukaryota; Metazoa; Chordata; Actinopteri; Siluriformes; Siluridae. The record is from RefSeq and is a predicted model, not a curated record. The transcript is spliced from 7 exons. Gene Ontology annotation, cellular component: core mediator complex; mediator complex. Bases 108 to 917 code for a protein of 269 amino acids. Gene Ontology annotation, biological process: regulation of transcription by RNA polymerase II.
ACAUUCCGCUCGUUUGUUUUGCCCGGACUUAUUUUCAAGCGCAGAAAUCUCCACUUCCGCUAAACUUCUUCCGGUUUGUUCUUGGGGCGCUAUACGUUUGAGUAAAUAUGCAGCAACGAGAAGAGAAGCAGCUGGAAGCCUCUGUGGAGUCUUUGAUUUCUCGAGUUGCACAUCUAAAGAAUUCUCUACAAAGUUUCAUCUAUAAGCUGGAAAAUGAAUAUGAUCGAAUGGCCUGGCCCUCGGUGUUGGACAACUUUGCACUUUUGUCUGGGCAGCUAAAUACCAUCAACAAGCUGUUACGUAAUGAGAAAACACCAUCAUACCGGAACCAGGUUAUCAUUCCCCUCCUGCUGUCACCUGACAGAGACGAGGAGCUGGCAAAACUGACAGAGCAGCGUGUUCCAGUGUUCAGCCACGAGAUUGUACCGGACCAUCUGAGGACAAAACCCGACCCAGAAGUUGAAGAGCAGGAGAAACAACUAAGUGCAGAAGCUGCCAGGAUUGGGCAGGAAUUAGCUCAGAAACAUAUCCAGACUCUGAACAAACUCUGCUCAAGCCUUUUGGAGAAGCUCAACAACCCUCGAGACGACAGAGAAUCCGAAACUUCAGCUAUGCGCCAGAACAAACAGUGGUUUAACCCAAAUGAUACGAACGCCCUGGUGGCAGCAGUUGGCUUCGGUAAAGGCUUGUCCAAAUGCAGACCACCUGCUUCAGUGGCUCCUGGACAUCCAGGACAAGCCAUGAUGUCAGGAGGACCCACACUGCAGCAAGUCACCAUCGCUGGGGCUCCUGGACAUCAGGCGGGCAUGGGAGCAUCUGUGGCACAACAGCAGCCUGGCCAGCCUGGGAAAAUGCCAAGCAGCAUUAAAACAAAUAUCAAGUCAGCCUCGGCAUCAAUGCAUCCUUACAACCGAUAACUUCUGCUUGAGCAUCUGCAAUAUCUGUAUAUAAAUGUUUUGUUCUUUAAUAAACACUGUGUAAAUUUA